Molecule: messenger RNA, 324 nt
Organism: Naegleria lovaniensis
Lineage: Eukaryota; Heterolobosea; Eutetramitea; Acrasida; Naegleriidae
Exons: 3
Coding region: 1-324 (107 amino acids)
Source: RefSeq, a predicted model, not a curated record
AUGUCAAAGGGACACAGUAUCUUACUCGUUCAGUUCGAGAAAUCAGCUCAAUCAAGAACAUAUUUUGAUUAUGAGUCUGUUUCUGAAAUGGCUGAUGGAGUUUGCAAACUUUUUGAAAGAAGUCUAAAGAAGAUCAACUCAUCCAAGAGUAAAGUACAGUAUAGCGUAGCAGAUUUACAUGAUUGGAUUGAUAGAUUGACUGACAUUACUUGUUUAACAUUCAAAGAUUCUGCCUACGUUCCACACGAUAGAGAUUGGAUUAAAAAGACUGUUUAUACCCACUUGAAGAAGACUGUUGAGAAAGCAAACAAAUCCAACAACUAG